Messenger RNA from Prunus armeniaca (apricot), 438 nucleotides. NCBI's taxonomy places the organism in Eukaryota, Viridiplantae, Streptophyta, Magnoliopsida, Rosales, Rosaceae. The record is from the annotation of a GenBank genome assembly.
AUGAACGAGAUUGGUUCUGCAAGAGAAAAACCAUGGAACAUAUAUACAAGUUCAGACUCAAGCCCGUCUCAAGCAGGAAUUGAUCGGCAAGUGCAAUGGAAAAGCUCUGGAACAUCCAUGAAUGCCAUUUCUUUUGGAUUUGUUGCCACAGCUAUCUUGAUAUCUAUGUUUCUUAUCAUGGCCAUCUUUGAACAUUUGUUCAAGCCAAGUCCUUCCUUUUCCACACCUGAAGGCGCAACUCAUGGUUCUCUAGAGUCUGGCACUUUUAAGAAGCAUGGAAUUCCACAAACUGUUUCGACAUCUUAUGCGCCUGAUUUCUCAGUAUUGAUGCCAGGACAGCAGUAUCCUACCUACCUUGCCCAGCCUGCUCCUCUCCCCUCCUGCUCUAGGGAAGGGAUUUAUUGGCCUUCCCAUGAACAUAAAUUGGUACUUCCUUAG